Dioscorea cayenensis subsp. rotundata (Guinea yam) is the source of this 913-nucleotide messenger RNA. Its product is annotated as peptide methionine sulfoxide reductase-like. Gene Ontology annotation, cellular component: cytoplasm. The record is from RefSeq and is a predicted model, not a curated record. Gene Ontology annotation, molecular function: peptide-methionine (S)-S-oxide reductase activity. The coding region runs from base 115 to 882 and encodes 255 amino acids. The transcript is spliced from 5 exons. Gene Ontology annotation, biological process: cellular response to oxidative stress. NCBI's taxonomy places the organism in Eukaryota, Viridiplantae, Streptophyta, Magnoliopsida, Dioscoreales, Dioscoreaceae.
AGUUCCAGCUAACAACUAAGUGUACAAAUGACCAGAGACUCUGCACUUAUGAAGCCUCUUCUAUGCCUAUAUGUAAAUGCAUGUAGAUAAGUGAAACCUAAGAAAACUCCAGUGAUGUAUAAACUACUAGCACAAUCCAAGGCUCAAGUCCAUGAUGAUUGCAUCUUUCCAAACUCUGAUCAGCUCCCGCCACCGGAAUUCCUCAGAGAGGUCAUUUUUGCUGCAGAUAGUUUCUGGGAUUUGGAAUCAGCUUUUGGGUGUGCAGAUGGUGUCAUGAGAACAGCUACAGGCUACUGUGGUGGAUCAUUGGUAAAGCCUAGAUACAAAGAGGUUGUGGAGAGGAAAACUGGGCACACAGAGGCUGUUAGAGUAAUCUAUGACAAGCGAAAAACAUCGUACCGAUCCCUGCUUAAUGUCUUCUGGACAAGCCAUGAUCCUACAAAGAAGGCCUACCUGGAGUUUGGUGUUAGCACACACUAUAGAUCUACAAUCUUUUAUGGAAAUGAAGAGGAGAAGAAACAAGCUCAUGAGUCUAAGGUUCAGCAACAAAUGAAGUUGAAUAGGAGGAUUGUCACUAAGAUUCUGCCUUGCUCCAUGAAGUACAAUGGAGAGUUUUACAUGGCAGAGAGUCAUCAUCAAAAGUAUUACCUCCAGAGGGACUACAUCAAGCUUUGUGAGGCUCUUAGCCUUCGUAGUGCUGAGCAGUUUGCUGACUCUCACAUUGCUUGCAAGCUAAAUGGAAUACUUAGUGGUGGUAAAGAAAAGGUUGCCGUGGAGGAGCUGAAGAAGUUAAUCGAGAGAGAUGAAAUAUCACAUGAAACAAAGAUACUUUUGGGAGGAAUUAUACUAGAUUUAAGUGUGAAAAAGGCCUUGGAAAACUAAGAUGCAUGCAUCAAUCAAUUUACAUGUGCGU